AUGAUUGAAAAGAUGCAGGGCUGCAGAAUGGAUGAACAGAGAUACUCCAUGCCUCCACCUCUGAAGACGGAGGAGGACUACAUCCCCUACCCCAGUGUCCACGAGGUCCUGGGUCGGGAGGGGCCCUUCCCGCUUAUCCUGUUGCCACAGUUUGGGGGUUACUGGAUCGAAGGGACCAAUCACGACGUCUCCUUGUUGCUGGAUCCUGAGAGCGGUCAGUCUCCCAGCGGGAAGGUGAAGCUGGAGAGUAACCACAUGGCACGCCUGUACCGCAAGCACUUCCUGGGGAAGGAACACUUCAAUUAUUACUCGGUGGAUGCGGCUCUGGGUCACCUCGUCUUCUCCCUGAAGUAUGAUGUCAUCGGAGACCAGGAACACCUCCGCCUGCUGCUGCGGACAAAAUCCCAGACGUACCAUGAUGUCAUCCCCAUCUCCUGCCUCACCGAGUUCCCCAAUGUGGUGCAGAUGGCGAAGCUGGUGUGUGAAGAUGUGAACGUGGAUCGAUUUCACCCCGUCCUCUACCCGAAGGCAUCGCGGCUCAUCGUCACAUUUGAUGAACACGUCAUCAGCAAUAACUUCAAAUUUGGCGUCAUCUACCAGAAACCGGGACAGACGACAGAAGAGGAACUAUUCAGCACCACUGAGGAGAGUCCGGCCUUCGCGGAGUUCCUGGAGCUGCUGGGGGAGCGGGUUCUCCUGCAGGACUUUAAGGGUUUCCGGGGCGGUUUGGACGUCAGUCAUGGACAGACGGGAACAGAAUCCAUCUACUGCAACUUCCGGGGAAGGAAAUCAUGUUCCACGUGUCCACGAAGCUGCCGUACACGGAGGGGGACACCCAGCAGCUGCAGAGGAAGCGGCACAUCGGGAACGACAUCGUAGCCAUUGUGUUCCAGGAUGAGAACACGCCCUUCGUCCCCGACAUGAUCGCCUCCAACUUCCUGCAUGGCUACAUCGUGGUGCAAGUCCAGGAGCCCGGCACCGACAACACUGUGUACAAGGUCUCGGUGACGGCUCGGGACGAUGUGCCUUUCUUCGGUCCACCCCUCCCCGAUCCAGCAGUUUUCCGGAAGGGGUCGGAGUUCCAGGAGUUCCUCCUGACGAAGCUGAUCAAUGCGGAGUACGCCUGUUAUAAAGCCGAGAAGUUCGCCAAGCUGGAGGAGCGCACGCGGGCAGCGUUGCUGGAGACUCUGUAUGAGGAGCUUCACAUCAACAGCCAGUCCAUGAUGGGCCUGUGUGGGGACGAUGACAAGAUGGAGAACGGAGGGGGUGGAGGAGGCGGAUUCUUCGAGUCCUUUAAGCGCGUCAUCAGAAGUCGCAGCCAAUCGAUGGACGCCAUGGGGCUCAGCAACAAGAAGCAGCACACCGUCUCCACCAGUCACAGCGGAAGCUUCGGACACAACAACCCCGAGAUGCCCAAACCUCCCGGAAUAUCGUUGCUUGUGCCAGGGAAAACGCCCAGCCGGCAUGGACGCCGCGGAAGUGCCAUAGGCAUAGGAACCAUAGAAGAGUCCCUCAUCGUUCCGGGAAAAAGUCCCACCAGGAAGAAGUCCGGACCGUUCAGCUCGAGGCGGAGCAGCGCCAUCGGCAUAGAGAACAUACAGGAGGUCCAGGAGAAGAGGGAAAGCCCAACAGGACCCCAGAAGACCCCAGACAGCGGCCACGCCUCCCAGGAGCCCAAAUCCGAGGAAUCCUCCAAUCACAGCUCCCCGGAGAUGCCCACCACCAAGAACAGAAUGGAAUCCGGAUCCCGGACGGAAAACCAGCGAGAUUUCUCCCGCUCCUCGUCCAGCGCCAGCAGCUUCGCCAGCGUAGUGGAAGAGAACGAACUGCUGGAUGAGGAUGACGCCGGGAUGGAAAAGUGUUUCGGCUUCAGGAAACGGCAACAAGCGGGACUCCUUCAUGUACAGCACAUGGCUGGAGGACAGCGGCAGCAGCGUCAGCACCGCCAGCGGAGGCAGUUCAUCAGGGUUCCCGCGCUCCCCAGUUGGAUGUCCAGAAAGUGGGCGGAGACUCCUAUCCAGAGAUUAAAAUCCAGCUGGAAGGGACGGAACAACACACAGCCAAUC
Molecule: messenger RNA, 2066 nt
Organism: Staurois parvus
Lineage: Eukaryota; Metazoa; Chordata; Amphibia; Anura; Ranidae
Source: the annotation of a GenBank genome assembly